Messenger RNA from Centropristis striata (black sea bass), 949 nucleotides. Its product is annotated as ADP-ribosylation factor-like protein 6. Gene Ontology annotation, biological process: intracellular protein transport; vesicle-mediated transport; protein localization to cilium. Gene Ontology annotation, molecular function: GTPase activity; GTP binding. Lineage: Eukaryota; Metazoa; Chordata; Actinopteri; Perciformes; Serranidae. The transcript is spliced from 8 exons. Gene Ontology annotation, cellular component: axoneme; cytoplasm. Bases 1 to 582 code for a protein of 193 amino acids. The record is from RefSeq and is a predicted model, not a curated record.
AUGGGGCUGCUGGAUAAGCUGUCGGGCUGGCUCGGCCUCCGCAAGAAAGAGGUCAACGUUCUGUGUUUGGGACUCGACAACAGCGGCAAAACCACCAUCAUCAACCAGCUGAAACCCUCCAACACACAGGCACAAGAAAUAGUCCCAACUAUUGGCUUCAACAUUGAAAAGUUCAAGAGUUCAAGCCUGUCCUUUACAGUCUUUGACAUGUCUGGCCAGAGUCGCUAUAGGAACCUAUGGGAACAUUACUACAAAGAAAGCCACGCCAUCAUAUUUGUGAUUGACAGCGGAGACAAACUGAGAAUGGUUGUUGCCAAAGAAGAACUAGACACACUUCUAAACCACGAAGAUAUCCGAAGCAGGAAGAUCCCCGUCUUGUUCUUUGCUAAUAAGAUGGAUGUUCGAGACGCCGUGUCUUCCGUCAGAGUGUCCCAGAUGUUGUCUCUGGAGAACAUCAAGGACAAACCCUGGAACAUCUGCGCCAGCAACGCUAUUAAAGGAGAAGGUCUGCAGGAAGGACUGGACUGGCUGCAAGAACAAAUUGCACAAUCGUAUCAGAACAACGAACACAUGAGAGAAUGAAACGUGAUGAAGAUCUGAUCACCGAUCACUCUGAUGUUUUAGGCCUUAAAUACUUCAUACUUCACACUAUUAUACUACGACUUUCUCACCAUGUUUCUAUCAGAGAAAAUCUGAUUAUAGUUUAUUUAUUUAUUGAUUUGUAUAUUUAUCUAAAGCGCCCACUGAUAGUCAGACUGAUAAAAGGUCUAAAACCAGAUCAAACAGUAAAUCUGAGGGUUCAUUUAUUAUUUUAAGGACAAUUUUUCCUGUUUUUCUGACAAUUUUUUUGUUUUUCUGACGAUUUUUUUUCAGUUUUUUUAUUACAUCUAGAAAUAAGCAUGUUGGAUGCUUAAAAUAAGAAAUUAAGUCUUAAAACCAGAUAAAUGAU